ACAUACGGGUCCUCGUGGCGUUCCCGGGCAGACGUGCUGUAGGAUUGUAUGUGUUGGAGUGCGGAUGGACGAAGACGCUUUCUUAUAAUUCCGCAAGAAAAUCUCGACACCCCUGAAUUUCGUUGUGACCAGUAAGACACCACGAUGCCGGCGUAUUUCCAGAGACCGGAGAACGCUCUGAAGAGAGCUAACGAGUUCCUCGAAGUUGGUAAAAAGCAGCCUGCUCUUGACGUCCUUUACGAUGUCAUCAAGAGCAAAAAGCAUCGAACAUGGCAGAAGAUUCACGAGCCCAUCAUGCUCAAGUACCUGGAGCUCUGCGUGGACCUGCGCAAGAGCCAUCUGGCCAAGGAGGGCCUUUACCAGUACAAGAACAUCUGUCAGCAGGUGAAUAUCAAAUCCCUUGAGGAUGUGGUUCGUGCCUACCUGAAACUCGCAGAGGAGAAGACCGAGACUGCCAAAGGGGAGUCUCAGCAAAUGGUGUUGGAUAUCGAGGAUCUGGAUAACAUUCAGACCCCAGAGAGUGUGCUGUUGAGCGCUGUGAGUGGAGAGGACACUCAGGAUCGUACUGAUCGUUUGCUGCUCACUCCUUGGGUGAAAUUCUUGUGGGAGUCUUAUCGCCAGUGUCUGGACCUGCUAAGGAACAACUCCAAAGUGGAGCGUCUUUACCAUGACAUUGCGCAGCAAGCUUUCAAGUUCUGCCUGCAGUACACUCGCAAGGCAGAGUUCCGUAAAUUAUGCGAUAACUUGCGCAUGCACCUUGGACAGAUCCAGAGGCACCAUAACCAGAGCACAGCCAUCAAUUUAAACAACCCCGAAAGCCAGUCGAUGCAUCUGGAGACUCGGUUGGUGCAGCUGGACAGUGCUAUCAGCAUGGAGCUCUGGCAGGAAGCUUUUAAGGCAGUGGAGGACAUCCACGGUCUGUUUGCCUCCAAGAAACCCCCCAAACCUCAACUGAUGGCAAACUAUUAUACCAAGGUGUCCACUGUGUUCUGGAAGUCUGGUAAUGCGCUUUUCCAUGCCUGCACACUGCACCGCCUAUACCAUCUCUCCAGAGAAAUGAGGAAGAACCUCACCCAGGAGGAAAUGCAGAGGAUGUCGACUCGUGUGAUUUUGGCCACUCUGUCUAUCCCCAUAACCCCGGAGCGUACUGAUAUCGCACGUUUGUUGGACAUGGACGGGAUUAUUGGGGAGAAGCAACGCAGACUGGCCACUUUGCUCGGCCUGCAGUCGCCACCCACCCGCAAGAGCCUCAUCAACGAUAUGGUGAGGUUCAAUUUACUCCAGUACAUCAGCUCUGAUGUCAAAGAGCUGUAUAGCUGGCUGGAGGUGGACUUCGACCCCCUCAAACUAUGUGCACGUGUCACCAAGGUUCUGGACUGGGUCAGGGAUCAGGCAGAGAAUGAGCCUGACCUGCAGCAGUACAUUCCUCACUUACAGAACAACACCAUCCUUAGACUUCUGCAGCAGGUGGCUCAGAUCUAUCAGAGUAUCGAGUUCAGCAGGCUGGCUUCUCUUGUGCCGUUUGUGGAUGCCUUCCAGCUGGAGCGCGCCAUCGUCGAUGCUGCACGUCACUGUGACCUGCAGGUCCGUAUGGACCAUACGUCCAGAACCUUAAGCUUUGGCUCGAAUCUGAACUACUCUACUAAAGAGGACGCCCCAGUGGGACCUUUCCUGCAGAACAUGCCUUCUGCACAGAUCCGUAACCAGCUCACGGCCAUGUCUUCUGUUCUGGCCAAAUCCAUUCAGAUCAUCAAACCCCCCUCCAUUCUGCAAGAACGAGAGGAGCAGAGUCAGCUGGCCAUCACUGCCUACCUUAAAAAUACCCGUAAGGAGCAUCAGCGCAUCCUGGCUCGCCGCCAGACCAUCGAGGAGCGCAAGGAACGUCUGGAGAGCCUGAACAUCCAGCGUGAGAAAGAGGAGCUGGAGCAGCGUGAGGCCGAGCUCCAGAAGGUGCGCAAGGCAGAGGAGGAGCGCCUGCGCCAAGAGGCCAAGGAGAGGGAGAAAGAGCGCAUCAUGCAGGAGCACGAGCAGAUCAAAAAGAAGACCGUGCGUGAGCGCCUCGAGCAAAUCAAGAAGACCGAGCUGGGAGCCAAAGCAUUUAAAGACAUUGAUAUUGAGGACCUGGAGGAGUUGGACCCUGAUUUCAUCAUGGCCAAACAGGUGGAGCAGCUUGAAAAAGAGAAGAAAGAGCUGCAGGAGCGCUUAAAGAAUCAGGAGAAAAAGAUCGACUACUUUGAAAGGGCGAAACGGUUAGAGGAAAUCCCCCUGAUUAAAAAAGCCUAUGAAGAGCAGCGCCUCAAAGACAUGGAGCUGUGGGAGCUCCAGGAGGAGGAGAGGAUCAGCAACAUGAAAGUGGAGCGUGAGAAGGCUCUCGAGCACAAAAUGAGGAUGUCCAGGAUGAUAGAGGAUAAGGAGAUCUUUGUGUCAAAAAUAACAGCUGCACGAAGCUCCAUCUAUGAGGAAAAACUGAAGCAAUUCCAAGAGCGCUUGGUUGAGGAGAGGAAGAAGCGUCUCGAAGAGCGCAAGAAGCAGCGCAAGGAAGAGCGACGAAAUACUUUUUAUCGCCAGAAGGAGGAGGAGGCUCAGAGGAUCGAGGAGGAACAGCUGAAAAAGGAGCGUGAGGAGCGUGAGCGUCAGGAACAGGAGCAGAGGGAGGAGGAGGAGCGCGAGUACCAGGAGCGCCUGCGCAAGCUGGAGGAACAGGAGAAGAAGCAGCGAGCCAGGCAGCAGGAAAUUGAGGAGCGUGAACGCCGCAAGGAGGAGGAGACACGAAAACCCCAGGAGGAGAAGUCUAGCAAACAGGACUGGGCUGAAAAGGAGAGUGAGAGUGGCUGGAGGAGGCGUACAGAGACCACUGAAUCGGAGUGGAGGCGCCCUGUUACUGACGGAAGUGCGAAGGAAUGGCGUCAGGAAGGCCGCGAAGAUAAUGAGCGUGAGGAGCGCGAGCCUCCCUUCAGAAGAAGUGGAGAGGGUCCCCGAAGAGGCCCUUCAGAUGACCGGGGCCUUCGUAGGGGCUUUGAUGAUGACCGUGGACCCAGAAGAGGGUUUGAUGAUGAUCGCGGUCCCAGGCGUGGCUUUGAUGAGGACCGUGGACCCAGAAGAGGUUUUGAUGAUGAUCGCGGUCCCAGGCGUGGCUUUGAUGAGGACCGUGGUCCCAGGAGAGACGAAGAGCGUGGGCCUCGACGCGGUAUGGACGACGAUCGUGGACCUAGAAAGGAAUAUGAUGAUGAUCGUGUGCUUCGGCGGGGCAUGGACGAGCCUAGAAGCUCCAGACGUGGUGCUGACAACGACUGGGGUCCUAGGAGAGGUGGCGGCGGUGAAGAUGAAAGAGGAGGCAGGAGAGGUGGUGACGACUCCAGUACUUGGAAACCUUUGGGCAGAUCAGGUGGAUGGAGAGAGAGAGAGAAGGCCCGUGAAGAGAGCUGGGGUCCUUCACGUGACUCUGGUGCUCAUGAUGAUGAUCAUGAAGAAGCUGAGCAUCAUGAUGGAGAUCGUUUUGGAGAGCGUCGUCCCCCCAGGGAGGAAAAUGCUUGGAGAAGAGGCGGAUCUGAUGAACCCAGCAGUUGGCGUGAUAGUCGACGUGAUGACUUUGAUCGCAGCGAUCGGCGUGAAAGGAGUGACAUCAGAGAUCGUCGAGACGAUCGUGAUCGUGAUCCCAGGCCCUCAAAUCGAGAAAACGAUGGAGGCGGAUCCUGGCGCCGUGGUGGAGAAGACCGUCAGGACGACCGUAAGGAAGACCGUGACGGUCCUUCGAGACCUCGUGACCGCGAUGGGGAGCAAAGCUCAUGGCGCUCCGAGAAAGAAAAAGACAUCCCACGUCGUACAAAGAACGAGACCGACAAUGACGGCUGGACCACAGUGCGACGCUAAACUGUCUCUUAAUGUCGUCCACUCCCAUGAGCUAUUAAUUAAAUCAGUUAUAGAAAGUUUGGCUCAACUGAAUUCACUCUUAAUUUUGGCACGACCAUCAAACAGUUAUGACAGAUGGACGGUGAAUAAUUCAAUAAAUAAAUAAAAAAUGUAUAUGAAAACA
Molecule: messenger RNA, 4033 nt
Organism: Silurus meridionalis
Lineage: Eukaryota; Metazoa; Chordata; Actinopteri; Siluriformes; Siluridae
Product: eukaryotic translation initiation factor 3 subunit A-like
Biological process (GO): translation reinitiation; formation of cytoplasmic translation initiation complex
Cellular component (GO): eukaryotic translation initiation factor 3 complex, eIF3e; multi-eIF complex; eukaryotic translation initiation factor 3 complex, eIF3m
Molecular function (GO): translation initiation factor activity; mRNA binding
Source: RefSeq, a predicted model, not a curated record